Molecule: messenger RNA, 2319 nt
Organism: Chenopodium quinoa (quinoa)
Lineage: Eukaryota; Viridiplantae; Streptophyta; Magnoliopsida; Caryophyllales; Amaranthaceae
Product: protein FAR1-RELATED SEQUENCE 5-like
Exons: 6
Coding region: 1-2319 (772 amino acids)
Biological process (GO): regulation of DNA-templated transcription
Source: RefSeq, a predicted model, not a curated record
AUGGCUGCUCAUGAAUUUAAACAUAAUUUCGAUCGUCGAUUUGCCGGUGAUGAUGAUCAUGAGAAUGAUGAUGGUGGUGAAUUUCAUGAUAUUGUAGUCAAAGGAAAAGUGAAGUCUGAUGAAGAAGCUUGUGAAUUAUACAAUUCAUAUGCUUUUAAGCAUGGAUUCGGUACACGUAAAGGAGACAAAAAAACAAGGAAUGAUAAGACAGUAAGGCAGCGAUUUUUAACAUGUUCUUAUGCUGGUUUCAAAAAAAUAAAGAGUGAUGUUUUGUACCAAAAAAGGGAUUUUCGUACUGGUUGCAAAGCAUACAUCCAGUUUGAUGUUGAUAAGGAGUCUGGUUUAUAUUACGUGGUGAAACAUGAAAUGGAGCAUAAUCACAGUAGGGUUCCCGUUUCAAAGAGACAUUUGAUAAGAUCUCACAGAAAGGUUAGUAGUGAUCAACUUGCCAUGGUUACUAGUUUGUCUGAAAAUGGUAUACCUAUUGCUGAUGCAUAUCGUGUUAUAAGGGAUCAAGAUGGCGGUGAAGCCAAUCUUAGUUUUCUUCAAAGAGAUCUUUAUGUUGCUUUGAGUGGGGAAAAGAAAAAGAAGUUUGAUGGUUGUGACACAAAACAAUUGAUUUCUUACUUUAAAGAAAGGAAGUCAAAGGAGUAUGAUUUUUACUAUGAUUUUGAUGUUGAUGAAAAAGGUCAUCUACAGUCCUUUUUCUUUCGUGAUAGUAGGAUGAAAGUUGAUUAUGAUGCAUUUGGAGAUCUUUUGGUACAUGAUACUACAUAUCGGACAAAUAAAUACGGUAUGAUGUGUGGUCCUUUUGUUGGCAUGAAUCACCAUAACAAGAAUGUCAUGUUUGGUAUUGGAUUUGUGAUCAAUGAAAAGUGGGAGUCUUUUGAGUGGCUAUUCAACACUUUUUUGAGAUCAAUGGGUGACAAACAUCCAAUCACUAUAAUGACCGACCAAGCUCAAUCAAUGGCUAAAGCCAUUAGGAUUGUAUUUCCUAAUAGUCGUCAUCGAUUAUGUACUUGGCACAUUGGAGAGAAUGCUAAAAAUAACAUCAAGGGACUAAGAGCAAAGGAAGGUUUCAAUGAUUUAUUUGAUAUUGUUUUGAAGUACACUGAUACAAUGGUUGAGUUUGAGCAUUAUUGGUCCAGCAUGCUUACCAAAUACAAGUGCAAUGAUAACAACUGGCUCAACAACUUGCAUAACAUUCGGGAGAUGUGGUGUCCUGCAUAUUCAAAAGACUAUUUUAGUGGAGGAAUUCUUUCUUCUCAAAGGAGUGAAACAACAAAUAAAUCUGUUUCACGUAGACUUCACUUCACCCAUGGUUUAUGUGAUUUUUACAAGACUUUCAUUGAGGUUGUUGAAGAGUGGAGGAGCAAAGAAAAUGACCAUGAUUACGGUAGUAUCACGGGAAACCGUCAUCUGGUUUGGGCUGAUGUUGGUCUAUUGGAGCAUGCUAGAAGAAUUUACACCAUUCAAAUGUAUCUUCAAUUUGAAGAUAACUUUGUAAAUGGUGUUCCAUGCACCGCUAGGGUUAUUGCAAUGCAGCCUCCUCUUUACGAGUAUCAUGUUGGACAUCCCAAAAGGGACUUGAUUGCACACACGGUAAAUUUUGAUGAGUCAGAGGUUACGCAUACCCUUCGUGUUCUUCAUCUCAACAAUGUGACCUACAUACCAAAAAGAUAUAUCUUGAAAAGGUGGACUAAGGCAGAUAUGUGCACUAAGGUGGAUGACCAUGUUGUUGAAAAAGAUGGUGUGACACCUUCAAGUGUUUGGAGACUACAAUAUGUAAGGACUUUCAUUCGUUUAAUUGAUCGUGGACAACAUGAUUUAAGCACUUGUAAUGUAAUUGAAGAAGCUAUUAAUGAGUGUGCUAGUAGAAUUGAAAUAUUGUUGAGAAAAGAUGGAAAUGAAGAGGGUCACGGGAAAGAAAAUGAUGAUAACACAGAUGCUCAAGCUGCUGCCCAAUGCUUGGAAAGUGGUAAUCUAUUAGAGCCACAAGAUGUGAUUCAAGCUAAUGUCGUUCAAGACUCACCAACAUCUGCUGAAAAACCCAUUGAAAAUGAGAAGGAAUGUAUGGUAAAAGACCCCAUUAGAAGGAGGAAGAAAGGACAAAAGAACAUCCGACUUAAGAGCAAACAAGAAAAAAUAUGCAACAAGCUAAAAGGGCAGAAGAUUAAGUCAUGGAAGAAGAAAAAUGCAAAGGGACUCUUUACAGCUCCUGAAGGAAAUACAUUGGCUCAUUCUUCUUUGUUUGGUGGUUCAAUUGAGUAUUUUGAAGCUGAUGAAUAUUUUGAAGUACAUGUUACACCAUUUACAUAA